Messenger RNA from Clupea harengus (Atlantic herring), 1276 nucleotides. RefSeq names its product delta(14)-sterol reductase LBR-like. Gene Ontology annotation, biological process: cholesterol biosynthetic process. Gene Ontology annotation, cellular component: endoplasmic reticulum membrane; nuclear inner membrane. Gene Ontology annotation, molecular function: Delta14-sterol reductase activity. The record is from RefSeq and is a predicted model, not a curated record. Bases 41 to 961 code for a protein of 306 amino acids. Lineage: Eukaryota; Metazoa; Chordata; Actinopteri; Clupeiformes; Clupeidae. The transcript has 6 exons.
CAAUUGCAACGGUAAGUACAAAUGAUACCUUAAUGUCAUUAUGACGGGUGUGUUUCAGAUGUCUGUACUGUUGGGGUUUUGUACUGCUGGAUGUAGAUGUUCUUUUCUAUAUUCUCCAACAGAUUUGCAAGCGUUUGUUGUGAGCUCAGCCGUCCUGGUGGGGAUGUGGAUCGGUGGUGUGUUCCAGGCAUGUCUGAUCGUAGACAGGAUCUAUUCUCUCAUGUGUGCCUGCUACAUUGUCUCUCUCCUCAUGGCCACACUUUUACAUCUGCACAGGCGUCAAGAGCACCCAUCAAAUGAAGUUCACACUAAAACUGGACCCCUGCUUCAAGACUUUGCUCGAGGCAAGGAGAUUAACCCUCGAAUUGCUGCCAUUGACAAGAAACAGUUUUUCAUGGUCUGGAUUGGAUUUAUGGGAUGGGGUAUGGUUGUCUUAUGUUAUCUAUUGGCUGAGAUAGAAAGAGAUGGACGAGUGUCUCUGCCUAUGCUUCUUGUGGUGACCUUUCAACUUCUUUACAUAGUGGACUUCUUGGUAGACGAGGCCUCAGUUUUGCCAACCAAGGAAUUCACACAGGAGGGUAUUGGCUUCGUCAUGAUCCAAGGAGAAUACGUAUACAUUACCUUCUACUCCAGCACUCCUGCAUUCUUCCUGCUUCAUCGGCCUCUGCAAAUCAGUAUCCCCACUGCCAUUCUCAUUGGUCUUCUCUAUGGUGGGGGUUUGGUCAUUUAUUAUUUUUCCAAUGAUCAAAAGGAUCGUUUUCGGAAAGACCCCAGUGAUCCUGCUUUUGCCAGUCUGAAGACCAUCGCGAGUCCCACUGGACAGAACCUGUUAGUGUCCGGCUGGUUUGGAUUGGUUCGCCACCCAAACUAUCUUGGUGAUAUUAUGAUGAGUUGGGCUUGGACUCUUCCCUGUGGUAAGACUUCUGAAGGGGAAUAUGGGUUACUCUUCAGUUUCUCUUAGACUGACAUUUUUUGUGACAAUGUUUUUGGUAAAAGCUUUGUUCCUUUUUUCAGACCAGUAUGAAAGAAUUUCUACUUUCUAAUAAGCCAAUGAAUGGGCAUCCAAAGCAUUAUUCUAUUCUGUUAUUCUACUUCCAUUCUUUAAAAUGAGUUAUUCUAUUUGAAAUAAGUAAUGAGCCAUGGAAGAAAAUAAACAUACAUUAAUACAAAUGAUGAACAUGGUACACACCACAUUUUUUUGGAGAGCUUUUUCCCUAUCUACAGGCAACACCAAGGCCAUUGCCACUGUCCUUUUUUCCCAUGCCAUGUUGAAAUC